Messenger RNA from Pteropus alecto (black flying fox), 1197 nucleotides. It is a transcript of the gene SULT1C4, whose product is annotated as sulfotransferase family 1C member 4. Gene Ontology annotation, molecular function: sulfotransferase activity. Gene Ontology annotation, cellular component: cytoplasm. The transcript has 8 exons. Bases 187 to 1095 code for a protein of 302 amino acids. Gene Ontology annotation, biological process: sulfation. The record is from RefSeq and is a predicted model, not a curated record. Lineage: Eukaryota; Metazoa; Chordata; Mammalia; Chiroptera; Pteropodidae.
GAUAAACAUCUCAACACAGUCAAUUCAGUCCAAGAGCCCAAGUAGUAAUUCAUCCAUUUCAGAGAAAUAAGUGUGGAAAGAAGAGUGAACGGGAAAAAAGUGGGCGAGUAAAGGCGAGAGGAGAAGAAGGGAAAGGAAAGACUAUAGUCCUUGCUUUGGUGUUCGAUUCUCUUAUUUCUGACACUAAUGACCUUAAAUAAAAUGGAGGACUUGAAAUUUGAUGGAACAGAGCACCUAACUACUGACUAUGUGAAGGGAAUUCUUCAACCCACGCCCACCUGUGACACAUGGGAUCAGAUCUGGAACUUCCAAGCCAAGCCUGAUGACCUGCUUAUUUCUACCUAUCCUAAAGCAGGAACAACAUGGACUCAAGAAAUAGUGGACUUAAUACAAAAUGAAGGUGAUGUUGACAAUAGCAAACGAGCACCUAUUCAUGUACGAUUUCCUUUCAUUGAAUGGAUAAUCCCAUCUCUAGGAUCUGGUUUGGAACAAGCUAAUGCAAUGCCCUCGCCACGAAUCCUGAAAACACAUCUUCCCAUCAACUUGCUGCCGCCAUCCUUUCUAGAGAAAAACUGUAAGAUAAUCUAUGUAGCAAGAAAUCCCAAGGACACUAUGGUGUCUUAUUACCAUUUCCACAGGAUGAAUAAAGCACUUCCUGCUCCAGGAACCUGGGAAGAGUAUUUUGAGAGUUUUCUGACUGGGAAAGUGUGCUGGGGUUCUUGGUAUGACCACGUGAAAGGAUGGUGGGAAGCAAAAGACCAACACCGCAUUCUCUACCUCUUCUAUGAGGAGCUAAAGAUGAACCCAAAGCAUGAAAUUUCGAAGCUUGCAGAAUUCAUUGGAAAGAACCUAGAUGACAAAGUUCUAGAUAAAAUUGUCCAUCACACUUCAUUUAAUAUUAUGAAGCAGAAUCCAAUGGCCAACUAUUCAUCAUUUCCUAUUGAAAUAAUGAACCACUCUAUUUCUCCAUUCAUGAGAAAAGGGGCAGUUGGAGACUGGAAAAAUCACUUUACUGUGGCUCAGAACGAGAGAUUUGAUGAAGACUACAAGAAGAAAAUGGCUAAUACCAGUCUAACUUUCCACUUCCAACUCUAGUAAGGAAGAAAAAAAAGUUUUGGUGAUGUUCAGUACAGUGAACCUUCCAUCAUGCAAAUCAAUUUAUUGGGUAAUGAUCAAUAAAAAUUUUAUUACCUGGAC